AUGGAAGACUCGGUUGGCCGGUUCGGGGUCGAUCUGACGGCUUUCGGCGCGUAUCGGCUGUCUGGCAACGGAUACCAAUAUGGCAUCGACGGCAGCUUCAACCCUGACGCGUGUCCGGAGGGAGAGAGUUGCGGUCUAAACAUCCGUACCGAUGCCCUUGCAGCAUGGCGCGCUGACGUGGGCAACGCGACGGCCGACGCUUUCGAGCUGGUCUUCAUCCUGUCCGCUGGCCAGGACGAGUCCUCUACGUGGCAAGAGUUUGGCGAGAUGAAGUUCAACGGUCCCGAGGAUGUUCCGGACGAGUUUGGUCCUCCAAAAUCCGUAAACAGCUCGCUGCCCAACUACGCGCGCACUCGAUAUGUGCCUUGGACUUCGUGGGCGGCGGCUUCGACCCUUUGGCCCAACGCUGGUGGCGGCUCCUCCACCCAAGGCGAAAGCUCCGGCAUGGCCGUUUACGCCCACGAGCUGAGCCACUUGCUGGACAUUGGUGACAACUACAACAAUCCCUACGGCCUCCCGUUGCGCAGAGCCUACACGGGUCCUUGGUCCAUGAUGUCGCGCGGCUCGUUCAAUGGUCCUGGCGGCCCGCAUACUCGCUGGCAGGUCCCGGCACUACAAGGUGCCUCAAUGGGAUCACUGCACACACUGCGCGACAAGCUUCAGCUCGGACUGAUUGACAAGACAGACAUUCUGUGGCUGUCUCGCGAGGCUUUGAUCACCUCAGGAAUCGCCGCCGCUAAUCUCAUAGCCCGUUCUGUUGACCCUGGCGAUGGCCUGAUGGGCGUCCGCAUCAUUAUGGAUGCCGACCGAUCCCCAACCUGCAACAUCACGACAGAGGUCCUUUGCGACGGUGGCAAGUGGGACAACUACGACAUGGAAGUUGUCGACCGCAUGGGCUCUGACUCGUUCCAGCCCGACUCUGGCGUCUUGAUCAGCAAGUCCAAAAACAUCGACAUUCAGCCCUUCCAAUGGGUCAUUGACGCCAACCCCCAAGACAUUGAACUCGUCGACUUUUACCGGCCCAACGGCUCCGUCGCUAUGAUCACCCUCGGUGACUACCGCCAGCUUGCGGAUGCCCUCUUCCACGCGGGAACGAAUUCAGGCAGCGAAUUCGAGUUUGUCGAUGAGCCGAACAGCUUGCACUUUUACAUCAUCGACCGCCACCGCGACGAUGAAGGGAUCCUUUCGUACACAGUUGCUGUCCGGUCACUUGAAGGCGAAGGUGGCGCGAGCACCCACGACGUGUCCCUGGGAGAUGGGGCCGUGACCAACUACAAGAGUAACACGCCCACCGGCCAAGGGGUGACCUGCUCGUUCCAACUGACUAACAGUGGCUCUUACGUCGCCGUUGACCCGGAUGCGGCUCAACAUCCCGAAGACGUGUCCGCGUUCUUGGAUUCGGAUGUCUACAGACUAAGUGCCGAGGUUGAGGGCGCCGGCUGGCGCGUGGAGCUGCCCAACGCUCUUAUCGCGGCCAAGUUUGGCGAAGUCAAGACCGCCAGAGUUUCCGUGGGAGCUACUUCUGACGCGGCGGACUCAGCUGUGGUGACGUUGAAGGCAACUUCAGAGUCUGAUCCGUCCGUGUUCGCUUCUGCUCGGUGCCAGGUGACCAAGUCAUGA
Messenger RNA from Colletotrichum spaethianum, 1620 nucleotides. RefSeq lists its product as uncharacterized. Bases 1 to 1620 code for a protein of 539 amino acids. The record is from RefSeq and is a predicted model, not a curated record. The transcript has a single exon. Gene Ontology annotation, molecular function: peptidase activity. Gene Ontology annotation, biological process: proteolysis. NCBI's taxonomy places the organism in Eukaryota, Fungi, Ascomycota, Sordariomycetes, Glomerellales, Glomerellaceae.